Molecule: messenger RNA, 3252 nt
Organism: Cyprinus carpio (common carp)
Lineage: Eukaryota; Metazoa; Chordata; Actinopteri; Cypriniformes; Cyprinidae
Gene: prrg1
Product: proline rich Gla (G-carboxyglutamic acid) 1
Exons: 1
Source: RefSeq, a predicted model, not a curated record
UGGGGUUUUUUUUCACCCUUACAGAGGCGAUUCUGGGAGGAGUACCAGCGUGAAAGUAGCCCCAGGCCUGGAGGACUGGAGUCCAUUGCCGGUGGUGUUCAUUCCCUGUACCUGAUCUUACCCCUGCUGUUGGUUUUGCUGCUCAUUGCUGCAGUUUCCAUCACAGUUUGGAGAUGCCACUCACGCAAGAGAUCCCAGCAGAGUCCUGCCAUUGGGCGCCCACAAAGAGACACAACCCUGUCAGUGGUGUCAAUGGACCAGUGGGGUCGGGACUACCAUCCUGACAUCAGUCCUCACUCAGAGAUCAGUGCCCACAGUAGCCCCGCCUACCCAGGCGCUGACCUCACACCUGGGCGGGGCAGUCGGGGUGACCCACCCCCUUCAUACGAGGAAGCUGUGGCCCAUACAGAUAUACAGAUUGAAGCAGAGCCUCCACCACAAUAUGAAGACAUCAUCAGUAACCACGGUAACACGGUUAUCCUCUCCCAGGGAAAGUGACGGAUCUUCCAGGCAUGUUAUCCAGCCUCAUGUAGGGAUGCAUUUUGAUACCAAUACUGUAAACCCUGUCAUUCGUUACUCGCUGUGUCUCUCUUCUCUUUUAUAGCUGAUGUUUUUGCGGGGUGUGAACAUGCUUUGGCCGUUUAUUUUUAAGUACUAGAAAUAUUUUUUUACAACUUCACUACUACAGUGACAGGCUUUUCAACUCCAGCACUAGCAAAACAGCUAAACUUCUUUACUUAAUGUGAAAAGAAAACAACUAAUGCAAUAACAUUAUUCUUAUGUUAUGUUGUUGUUGUUAAACAUUGAAUUGGUUUGAUUUCAGAGAUGUUCGCAUAACUCAUAACAGCAUGAAUCCUAAUCUUAGCCCAAAUCCAGGGACAAGUUACUGUAAUGUCAUUAGCCAUUCUUCCAAGUUAGUAAGUCCUAUGAGUGAGAAAUUCUUAGAAAUGAACUGAAUAUUUGGUCAGUUGUGGCCAAACAUACUAAAACUAAAACAUAUAAUUGUAAAUAAUCAGUUUCAGAGGAAAAAAUGCACAAUAUUUUCAGGAAGUUGUAAAUUGUAAUGUUUACUGACAUUCUGUACUUCAAGGUUCAUUGUAACCUUUAUCAAUAGCCAUGUAACUGAGGUUAUAUCUAUAGAAUUGCAUAGAUGUCACAAUGCACUGGACUCACAGCCUCAAUGAAAUAUUGAUAUUGGGUUGAUUUUUUUUUUUUCUCACUAGUUGAGGUGUUAAACACAUUUGGUUAGCAUGCCAGCUAAAUGGAUAACCUGUCAGCAGUGUGAAUUUGCUUAUAAUACAUUGCUGAUAACAUUGACCAAACAAAUUCAAUCCUGAUUUUAUGUAGCAUCGUGGUUGUUAAUGUUGAAUCAGACUAAGUGGGCACUAAGUCAUUUUCACUAAGUCACCAAGACAUUUUCAGCAAAUUUUCAUUUUUGGGUGAACUAUUCCUUGAACUGUUGUAUCGUGUAAGUGUGGUUUAAGGUUUGCCAUUUCAGUCGAGCCACAAUGAGUUCAAUGGCAAAACAUGGUAGACUAAAUGAUCUACGCAACAGUGCUUUAUUUUCUCUCCAUAGCUUUGGAGCAAUUUAAAUGGUCACAGCCUUGUGAAAUUUAUUCUUAUUGUGGCCAAGGAUUAAACGGGCAUAUUACGCAUCCCAAGCUGGGAAUUCUAGGACAAGCAAGAUGAAUUGUCCAUUGUGGAGGUAAUUAAUAAGGAGCAAGAAGCAUGCUUUUUGUGUGCAGCUGAGUUGAGCUGUGUGCAGACUCCCUUUUAGAUUUGUUUUCAGGUAAAUAACUUUUGUUUUGUUUCUCUAACCUCUUAGAGAAUGUUGAAAAAUAACAAUUAUGACUACCUUUACUAUGCUGGUUGUUUUUAACUGAAUUCUGGUGUAUUUUGAAUGUGUUGAAGGCUGUUUUUACACAUGGUUUGAUUGUUUGAAAUAGUAGUUCGAUUCAACCCUUUUGCUUUCACACUGUGGUUUUAGGUCAGAAUUGAGGCAUGUUUGCAUUUACAAUGCAAGUGUUAGUGUACACUAUAAAUACAGUGUGCUACAAAGCAUAACUCUCCUCCCACGACAAAUGACAUUUUACUACCACUUUAACCUGACACCUUUUAUUAUAUUAUAAAGGUAUUCAUAAUGUAGAUCGUAAAGCAUUCUGUAUUUUUAUAAAUAAUUGUAACCAAAGUUAAAAUGCUUUUAAAUAUUUGCAGAUUCCUUGUUACAUUUAAAAUUGGUUGUUUAUCAUGUUUUAAUGCAUAAUAUUUUCGAAAAGUGUAACAAUGAAUAGGUAAGUAUUGUGGUUACAGUUAUUCAUGAGAUCAUACAGUGGAUUUUAACAUAUAUAUGCACUUCAGGUAAAGUGUUACUGAUUGUUCCUCUUGAAAUGUCUCUUCAGACUGUUAAAAAACUAUUUUGGAUAUUUGACACUAACUAUCAGGUUGGGCUUGUCUGUGUGUUUAACAGCAAGCGGACACCGUUUACCUCAUACCAUUUAUUCCUGGUUUCUGACUCAGAGUCUAGUUUUCAGGCCCAGCUACACUAAACAAAAAGCAAGAGAAUUUCAGAUUAGGAUCCAAUUAUGGAAACAAGCUGUCCUAGUCCCCUAAAAAAAAUUAGAAGGAAAAUCUCAAGGAAAUAUUCAGUAUUAAAUAUCAGGUGUGUGUGUGAGAGAGAGAGAGAAGGAAAGAGAACAUAAUGGAAAACUCAACGCAUUUGUACUUAUUCAGUAGCUUUGAGUGAAUGCACUUUGUAAAGAAAUAUUAAUUGAUGUGUAAAGGAAUAUUAAUUGAUGUGUAAGAUGUGAUAAAUUACUAGAGAAAAUAUGGCAAAUGCUGUUUGGUUUAUCUUCUUGGCUUUCUACAGUUUAUAUUCUCAGUUAAUCAACAACAUGCUCAGCUGACAUAAAUAUGCAAGAAAACCCAUCACCAGCACUAACUCAAGAAAGCUUUGUGAAAAUCAAAACAGUCUCACUUUGCCUAUAAUUGUUUGUGUUUUUAAAGGUAAUGUGAAAUAAUACUACCGUCAUUUGAAAUGCAGUCUGAUGAUGUUUGGCAGACUUUGACUGAUGUUGCUGUACAUGUGCAGGCUGAUAUUUCUGUGGUAGUUCAGAGUGAUUGUGGUGGUGUUUAUUGCUUAAGCCUUACUCAGAGAUACAUAAUGUGUAUAUAUAAAUGUAUUAAGAACAAAUUUAAUUUUUUGUAAUGAUUGAGCUUGACUUUUAUUUGUAAUAAAAGUUUUUUUGGCCCUCA